AACGAAGGGGAAGUAACGCAGAGUGCAAGGCUAACAAAAGUGGUUGAUCCGCCGCACUUCGAUAAAUCCGCCCCUUCACUCCUAACUCUCAUCGGACUCUUCGAGGUUUUUCCCUUUGUUGUCUCCUAUCUUCUUCCAUAUAUUCUUUCACAUCACUCCCCCACUUUCGCCAUUUCCAUUACUCUCCCUCUCCCUCUCUCUCUAAAAUGCAGUCCUCUCUGUCUCUCUCCUUCUCUCCCAGCUCCUCUGCUUCCACCGUUUCCAGAUCAUGCCGCUCUUCUCAGUGUUUAGCGCUCAGUGACAAUGGAAGGCUUUUGAAUUUCCGCUUCUGCGGUUUAAGGCGCGAGGCUUUAGGAUUCACUGCUCUCAAGCUCAGUGAUAGCAAUCGUAGAGUGCAGCUCCCUGGCUGCAGGCACUUCAAGAAAGUAGCGGCUGCGUUGUCCGGCAAUGGGGCUCCUCCGAAAUCGUUCGAUUACGAUUUGUUGAUUAUUGGAGCUGGCGUCGGAGGCCACGGGGCGGCGAUUCAUGCCGUCGAGAAGGGUCUGAAAACGGCCAUUGUUGAGGGAGAUGUUGUUGGAGGAACCUGUGUAAACAGAGGCUGUGUCCCUUCCAAAGCUCUUUUGGCAGUAAGCGGACGUAUGCGUGAACUGCAAAGUGAUCAUCACUUAAAAUCCUUGGGCUUACAGGUUUCUGCUGCUGGGUAUGACAGGCAGGGAGUGGCUGAUCAUGCUAAUAACCUUGCUUCAAAAAUCCGUAGUAAUCUGACCAAUUCAUUGAAGGCACUUGGAGUGGACAUACUCACAGGUUUUGGAACAAUUUUGGGUCCUCAAAAGGUGCAAGUUGGUUCUUCAAAAACCAUAGUAACUGCAAAAGAUAUAAUCAUAGCAACCGGUUCUGUUCCUUUCGUUCCCAAGGGCAUCGAAGUUGAUGGGAAGACUGUGAUUACCAGUGACCAUGCGCUCAAAUUGGAAUCUGUUCCUGAUUGGAUAGCAAUUGUAGGAAGUGGUUACAUUGGCCUUGAAUUCAGUGAUGUCUAUACAGCACUUGGAAGUGAGGUUACUUUCAUUGAAGCCUUAGAUCAACUUAUGCCAGGAUUUGAUCCUGAAAUUAGCAAGUUGGCUCAGAGGGUUCUAAUAAAUCCCCGACAUAUUGACUAUCAUACUGGAGUUUUUGCCUCCAAGAUCACUCCUGCAGGGGAUGGGAAGCCGGUUAUCAUUGAGCUCAUUGACGCAAAGACUAAGGAACCUAAGGACACUUUGGAGGUGGAUGCUGCAUUAAUAGCAACUGGAAGGGCUCCAUUCACACAAGGACUUGGCUUGGAAAAUAUUGAUGUUGCAACGCACCGUGGUUUUGUUCCUGUGGAUGAGCGCAUGCGAGUAAUUGAUGCAAAAGGAAACCUGGUGCCUCAUUUAUAUUGUAUCGGUGAUGCAAAUGGCAAGAUGAUGCUUGCUCAUGCUGCCAGUGCUCAAGGAAUUUCAGUGGUUGAACAAGUCACCGGAAGAGAUUAUUUGCUCAAUCAUUUAAGCAUCCCAGCUGCUUGUUUCACUCAUCCUGAAAUCAGCAUGGUUGGAUUGACGGAGCCUCAAGCAAGGGAGAAAGGUGAAAAAGAAGGAUUUCAAGUAAGCGUUACCAAAACAAGUUUUAAAGCCAACACAAAGGCCCUAGCAGAAAAUGAAGCGGAGGGACUUGCCAAGUUGAUAUACAGGCCUGACAAUGGAGAGAUUCUAGGAGUUCAUAUAUUUGGGUUGCAUGCUGCAGAUCUUAUCCAUGAAGCAUCCAAUGCAAUCGCAUUAGGGACACGUAUUCAGGACAUUAAAUUUGCCGUUCAUGCUCAUCCAACUUUGUCUGAGGUGCUUGAUGAGCUAUUUAAAUCUGCAAAGGUCAAAGCACAAGCUUCUAGCCCAGUAAGUGAAGCAGUUGCAGUCUAACCAUCAGAGUAUAAAUUAUUGAAGAAAUUUGCUUGUGAUAGGGAGUUCCAAGAUAUUGCACAUCUUCAGACAGAGGACAAGAGCACAUAAACAAACCUGUAGAAGAAGAAAACUACUCGAGGGAAUCGGCCGAGAAUGAGCGCCACGUAAUACUUGUUUUGAUAUUUCAUUUUCUUAGUUUUUUUAGUACCUUACAUAAUUUUUUAUGUUCGUUAGUAUUGCGCUCUAGAGACCUCUUCUCCUCUUUCACGAGGGGCCUUUAGAGCGGCCUAUUGAUGUUUUUGAGAUACGUUGGUUUUGAACCCAAUAAAAACAUAUGCUCGAUUAUAUGUUUUC
Messenger RNA from Prosopis cineraria, 2264 nucleotides. RefSeq names its product dihydrolipoyl dehydrogenase 1, chloroplastic-like. Gene Ontology annotation, cellular component: mitochondrion; oxoglutarate dehydrogenase complex. Gene Ontology annotation, molecular function: dihydrolipoyl dehydrogenase (NADH) activity; flavin adenine dinucleotide binding. The record is from RefSeq and is a predicted model, not a curated record. The transcript has 15 exons. Bases 207 to 1928 code for a protein of 573 amino acids. Lineage: Eukaryota; Viridiplantae; Streptophyta; Magnoliopsida; Fabales; Fabaceae.